Carica papaya (papaya) is the source of this 1086-nucleotide messenger RNA. Lineage: Eukaryota; Viridiplantae; Streptophyta; Magnoliopsida; Brassicales; Caricaceae. The record is from RefSeq and is a predicted model, not a curated record.
GAAAGAGGAAGGAAAAGAUAUAGAGCGAGAAACAAGGCGCGGAGAAAGAAGAGAAGGAAGACGAAAGAAGAGAGAGAGAGAGAGAGGGAGGGAGAGAGAGAGAGAGAGAGGGGUUUUAUCGUUGUGGUUGUGUUUGCCGAUAAUCAUCUUGGCCGUUUUUCGUAAUCGAAAUCGCGUUUCGUUAGCUCGCCUGCAUUUUAGGGCUAAUAUAUAUACACACAUAUAUGUAAUAUAUGUUUGUACUGCUUUUUAUUUGAAAAUAAGUAUAGAAACUGGGAAUAUAUAUAUAUAUAUAUAUAUAUAUAUAUAUAUUUUAAAGCAUGACUCAGGAAGAAAAUAAGAGCAGCUAAACGCGGAUCAAUUGAUUGCAGAUCUUUCUUGCAUCCUAACACCGAUCUUGAAUCCAAGGGAUAUCCGGGGGUUGAGCUUUUGGAUGAGAUCCUUGUAGAACCAACGGAUUGUAGGAGGCUCGGAUCUGUAACCGGGUCGCCGGUCGGGUCAAUCAUCGCCGGAUGAAUGUUUCAGGGAUCGAGAGGCAAAACGAUGAAAUGGGUAUCAUUGCUUAAGGAAAUAAAGGAAAAGGUUGGUCUCGCUCAAUCCCCUAACCCAACUGCCACUGCAGCCACUGCUGCGUCUUCUUCAUCGUCUUCCCCGUCUUCCUUAUAUGCUCCCGCGAAUUUUCAAGACUUCGUUUCAUCUCCUUCAAGAGAUAAACAUGAGCUGGAAUUGGACUUCAAAAGAUUUUGGGAGGAGUUCCGCUCAUCCAGCUCCGAAAAGGAGAAAGAAGCGGCCUUAAAUUUUACGGUGGAUGCUUUUUGUAGAUUAGUGAAGCAGCAUGCUAAUGUAGAUCAGUUAGUUACCAUGUUAGUAGAAAUACAUAUAUUUUCUUUUGUUGUGGGAAGAGCAUUUGUAACAGAUAUUGAAAAGUUAAAGAUCAGCAGCAAGAUGAGAUCUUUGAAUGUAGUAAAAGUUUUACGGUUUUUUUCAGAAGUCACAAAGGAAGAGUCAUUAGAUGGUAAACCUGGAGGGGCAUGCCUUUUCAUAUUCAUUUGGGAGCCAAACUACGGAGUAUUCUUUGGGUUCUAA